AAGAAUAGUUGGUUGAUCUUUCUUCAUCCGGUUCACCUUUAGCAGAAACAUCUCAACUAACAAAUAAGCCAAGUUUCAAUUUUUUUACAGCAAAACCCAACAUUCAUGUCCUGGGAGAUAUAUACACAUAUAUAUAGAUGUUUGUUUGUGAAACAAAGGGGCGCAGGAAGAAACACAGUUUCAAAAGGCCAAAACUGCAAUGAAUUGGAACGUCUUACGACCCGAAUAUGCAGCAUGGCAACCGGAAUGGACCGUGGAAGAUAUCCGGUUAACAUUUCUCAAAUGUACAAGAUGGCAGGUGGAGGAAACCUUGGAUCCGAUCAAUUGCCCUUACCACUACUUCUGUGACAGUGUUUACCCAGGAAACUACUCGCCUGCUGUGGAUUUUCUGCUUCUUUUCUUUGCAGCAGCUUCAUACUUGGCAACCCUGGUCUUUAUGGUGAUACACAUAUCAGGUAGAGGUCAAAGUUUUAGUCAGUCAAAAAGGUAUUUGCUACCUUCCGGUCCAAUUGCUCUUCCACUGAUCAUCUUGGCCUUAGCCAAGGGCCACCGGAUAAACUCUGCCUUUCCUCUCUCAUGCACCGGUCCAGCAAUCCUCCUGCUGGUUCUGAUAUCUGCUCUAACCUUCGACAAUGGAGCAGAAACAGACAUCAAGUGAGUGUGCAUCUUGUGUGUGUCGUAAAGAGGUUUUGAUUGUGGGAGGAACAUUAAUAUCCUACAGGGGAUGGUCAUUGACCACU
Molecule: messenger RNA, 740 nt
Organism: Prunus avium (sweet cherry)
Lineage: Eukaryota; Viridiplantae; Streptophyta; Magnoliopsida; Rosales; Rosaceae
Source: RefSeq, a predicted model, not a curated record